AUGUUGAUGCUGUCUGAAUCGGACGUCAAGAGGGUUUUGACCAUGAAGGACUGCCUCCAGGUCAACCGGCUUGCGUUUCAAGCCGUCGCUGCCGACACCGCCCAAGUCCCCACUCGUCUGGGACUUGCUUACGCUGAUCCUGGUGUCUCGAAUUCCUCUUCCAGCGAGGCAGCUCAGGACUGGACGCUCUUUAAACCGGCAGCGUAUCAAACAAAAGAGCGUGAUCACAUGGGUCUCAAAGUAGUCUCCAUUCGAUCCAACAAUGGGAAACGGGGUUUACCGCUCGUUCCGGCUUCCAUUCUAAGCUUGCAUCCCUCGACGGGUAUGGUCCAGGCCGUGGUUGCUGGCACGUACUUGACAGCCAUGCGAACCGCCACCGGGAGUGCCCUCUCGGCCCAACUGUUGCGUCCAGACGCAGCCCACAUUGUUGUGUUUGGUGCCGGACUGCAGGCGGAAUUACACGUCCAGGCUCUGGCUACUGCCUUGGAAAAGUCGCUGCCACUCGUGACCCUCAUCAAUCGCACUCGCUCCCGAGCCGAGGCUUUGCAAUCCACUCUAGAAGCCACGGACUGGGUAGAUCACGUGCACGUUGUGGAUCUGUCGGAUCGCCUGAAGGUAGCCGAAACUCUAGCGACGGCAGAUGUGGUCGUCACGGCUACCAACACGGCCACGCCUUUGUUUGACGGUAGUUUGCUGCGUCCCGGAACCCAUAUUGCCGGUGUGGGAUCGUACACACCAGACAUGCAGGAAAUUUCGGCUCGGACCGUCGAUCGUUGCAAAGUGCUUAUAGACACGCCGGAAGCCCGAACCGUGGGAGAUCUGAAGAAUGUGUCCAUGUCGCAUCCGGUUGCUUUGUUGGGCGAUCUUUUGCAAUGUCAGGACGAGAACCGUGAGAAUGAGUGGAUGAAUAAGAACUCCUCUCCAUUCGACUGUACAUUUUUCAAAUCGGUCGGUACCGCCAUUCAGGAUGUGUUGACGGCCGACUUGGUCGUUCAAAAAUCCAAAGAACAAAACAUUGGGUUGGAAGUAGACAUGUCGUGA
Molecule: messenger RNA, 1041 nt
Organism: Phaeodactylum tricornutum CCAP 1055/1
Lineage: Eukaryota; Bacillariophyta; Bacillariophyceae; Surirellales; Neidiaceae
Exons: 1
Coding region: 1-1041 (346 amino acids)
Cellular component (GO): cytoplasm
Source: RefSeq, a predicted model, not a curated record